This is a messenger RNA of Triticum turgidum subsp. durum (durum wheat), 1545 nucleotides long. Lineage: Eukaryota; Viridiplantae; Streptophyta; Magnoliopsida; Poales; Poaceae. The record is from the annotation of a GenBank genome assembly.
AUGGACAUGUGCAUGGGCAUGGCCAAGCUGCUGCUGCUGCUGCUGCUCCUCGUGGUCACCGCCAGCCACGGCCACGCGGCGGCGGCGGCGGCGGGGAAGGAGAGGAACACGAUCACGCACGUCAAGGGGUUCGACGGCCCGCUGCCCUUCGCCCUGGAGACCGGGUACGUGGAGGUGGACGAGGCGCACGGCGCCGAGCUCUUCUACUACUUCAUCCAGUCGGAGCGCAGCCCGCGGGAGGACCCGCUCAUCCUCUGGAUCACCGGCGGCCCCGGCUGCUCCGCGCUCUCGGGCCUCCUCUUCGAGAUCGGGCCCCUCAAGUUCGACGUGGCGGGGUACACCGAGGGCUUCCCGCGCCUCGUCUACUUCGAGGACUCGUGGACCCGGGUCAGCAACGUCAUCUUCCUCGACGCGCCCGUGGGCACCGGCUUCUCCUAUGCGCGCGACGAGGAGGGCCUCGACGUCAGCCUCACCGGCACCGGCACGCACCUCCGGGUGUUCCUGCAGCGGUGGAUCGCUGAUCACCCUGAGUUCGCCUCCAACCCACUCUACAUCGGCGGCGACUCCUACUCCGGGUACACCGUCCCGGUCGCCGCGCUCGAGAUCGCCGACCAGCCGGAUAAGGGAGGGCUGAACCUCAAGGGGUACCUGGUGGGCAACGCCGGCACCGACGACAAGUACGACUCCGGCGGCAAGGUCCCCUUCAUGCACGGCAUGGGGCUCAUCUCCGACGAGCUCUACGAGGCGGCGAAGGGCAGCUGCGGCGGGGACUUCGUGACGACGCCCAGGAACGUGCAGUGCGCCAACGCGCUCAUGGCGAUCACCAUGGCCACCUUCGCCGUCAACCCGGUGCACAUCCUCGAGCCCAUGUGCGGCCUGGCGCUGCGCCCUCCGACGACCCCAAUCAGCAGCAUCCUCUCCACGGGCACGAGGAGAAGGUCGGCGAGGCUGCUGGUGCAGGAGGCGGACCGGCUGGCGCUCCCGGUGGAGUGCCGGGACAACGGGUACCGGCUGUCCUACACCUGGGCGGACGACGCGGAGGUGAGGGCGACGCUGGGCAUCCGGGAGGGGUCGGUCGGCGCGUGGAGCCGGUGCGUCACGCUGACGCACUUCCGGCACGACGUGUACAGCACCGUGCCCUACCACGCCAACCUGACGCGGCGCGGCUACCGCGCGCUGGUGUACAACGGCGACCACGACCUGGACAUGACCUUCGUGGGCACGCAGGCGUGGAUCCGGACGCUGGGGUACCCCGCGGUGGCGCCGUGGCGGCCGUGGUACGCCAACCGGCAGGUCGCCGGGUUCACGACGGAGUACGCCCACAACCUCACCUUCGCCACCGUCAAGGGCGGCGGCCACACCGCGCCCGAGUACCGCCCCAAGGAGUGCCUCGCCAUGCUCGACAGGUGGACCUCCGCCGACGGCAGGCUCCGGAGUACUAUAUACAUACUGCCUACGAGUACAAAUGAGUGUACUGUAUGUAUAUUUCGAUUUGGAACAGGGCUAGCUGUUCACAUCAUUGCAUGUACGGUGUCGUACUAUUGA